AUGAUUUCUCAGCGCGCGUCAACACACACAAUGAACGUCCGCCCUACAACAGACCUCGCGCGGCAUGCGAUACUCGUAAUCCGAGGGGCACGGCAUGCCUCGACAGCUCCAGAGCCACCAAAGCUCGAAUUGGGCCGGCAGAUAUUCGUCUACAACCACUUGCAGAGGAAUCACGUCGUGUAUUCUUUAACCAAAACUUUAAAAAACCACAAAUCUCUGCGCCAAAUCCCCUUCAACGGCAAAAAAACCGUCCCUCGCGCCCUGCGGAAAGACCACUGGACACCCCUGGCCACCUUAACCUUCCCUUCCCCGACCAUCGGGAUCUCCGCGCUUCAAAGACUGCGCGAGUUCCGGCGCCGUCACGAGCUAGAAUGGAGUGUGAAAUCAUUAUUCCCGAAUGAGAAGGAGAGGACGGAUUACCUAGAGGGCGCUUAUGUGGCUGAAGGUAAGUAUAAGGGUUUGUCGGAGAAGCAGCAGGGAAAGAAAAAGAAUCAUGUGAGGAGGAAGAUGGUGGGCUGGAAGUUGAUGGAUCAGAAGCCGAAUAGUGUGGCGGAUAUGGCGUUUGUGUGUAGCAGGUUAGAUGCCGUAGAGGUUGGGAAGGAGAAGGGGACCAGGCUUGGGUUGCAUGGAGAGGGGACGGGGGCGCCUGUUGAGGUUUUGUGGAACAAUAUGUUGGAUGCAGAGUAUGCGGAGACGUGGAGUGGGAAUGUGGUGCAUGGGCCGAUGCAGGAUAGAAGGCCACAGGAGGUUUUGGUUGAGGAAGUCGAGGAGCAGACGUCAGAGGAGAAGGUUGAGCCGGUUAAGGAGCAAACAAAGAAGCCGGAGAAUAUUGUGCUGUAA
Molecule: messenger RNA, 840 nt
Organism: Lachnellula hyalina
Lineage: Eukaryota; Fungi; Ascomycota; Leotiomycetes; Helotiales; Lachnaceae
Exons: 3
Coding region: 1-840 (279 amino acids)
Biological process (GO): positive regulation of mitochondrial DNA replication; DNA recombination
Cellular component (GO): mitochondrial large ribosomal subunit; nucleus
Molecular function (GO): single-stranded DNA binding; structural constituent of ribosome; DNA strand exchange activity
Source: RefSeq, a predicted model, not a curated record